AUGGCGGCGACACCCCCAAAGUACGCGUGGCUCCCGCCAAACGUGAUACCCGACCAAGCCAACCCGGACUGGAUGAACACCGGCGACAACGCGUGGCAGCUGACCGCCGCCACGAUGGUGGGCCUACAAAGCAUACCGGGCCUCGUGAUACUGUACGGCAGCAUCGUGAAGAAGAAGUGGGCGGUCAACUCCGCCUUCAUGGCGCUCUACGCCUUCGCCGCCGUUCUGAUCUGCUGGGUGGGGUGGGGCUACCAGAUGUCAUUCGGCCGGACUUUCUUGCCCUUCCUCGGAAAAAUCGACGACGUUCUCGACCAGCACGUUCUACUGAAACAGACGUUUAACAACAUCAAGUUCCCGAACGCGACGAUGAUUUAUUUCCAGUUCGUGUUUGCGGCGAUUACCGUGAUACUGAUCGCCGGAGCUCUGCUUGGGAGGAUGAAUUUUAUAGCGUGGAUGGCUUUUGUGCCGCUGUGGCUCACCUUUUCUUACACUGUGGGCGCCUACAGCAUAUGGUGCCCCGAUGGGUGGUUGUCGAAGAUGGGGCUUAUUGAUUACUCCGGCGGGUUUGUUAUUCAUCUCUCGUCGGGGGUUGCUGGCUUCACUGCUGCCUAUUGGGUGGGUCCAAGGACGAAAGAGGAUCGGGAAAGAUUCCCGCCGAACAACAUACUGCUGAUGCUCGCCGGAGCAGGUAUACUGUGGAUGGGUUGGACAGGAUUCAACGGUGGAGAUCCAUACAUGGCAAGCAUCGACGCUUCUCUGGCGGUGCUCAACACACACGUGUGCGCCGCGACAAGCUUGCUUACGUGGCUCCUUCUUGACAUUCUUUUCUUCGAGAAGCCUUCUGUCAUCGGCGCAACUCAGGGCAUGAUCACCGGCUUAGUCUGCAUCACCCCUGCCGCAGGAGUGGUGCAAGGAUGGGCGGCGAUAAUAAUGGGGGUAUUAUCCGGCAGCAUUCCAUGGUUCACAAUGAUGGUCCUCCACAAGAAGAUAUGGCUGCUCAAGCAAGUGGACGACACCAUGGCGGUGUUCCACACGCACGCCGUCGCCGGAACCCUAGGAGGCCUCUGCACCGGAUUCUUCGCAAACCCUAAGCUCAGCCGCCUCUUCUACCUCGUCGACAACUGGCAGCGCUACGUCGGCCUCGCGUACGGCAUCCACGAGGGCAGAGCCGGCGAUGGGUUCAAGCAGAUGGGUAUUCAGAUCCUCGGAGUUGUGUUCAUCGUCUCGUUAAACGUCGUCGUCACGAGCUUGGUGUGUCUGCUGAUUAGGGUUGUGGUCCCGCUCAGGAUGUCGGAGGAGGAGCUCAUCGGCGGAGACGACGCCGUGCACGGCGAGGAGGCCUAUGCACUCUGGGGCGACGGCGAGAAGUUUGAGAAGUCGGUGCAUAAUUCGGUUUAUGGUUUUGAUCAGGUUGCUGCUGUUUGAGGAAAUUUAAAUGUUUCUUGGGAAUUUUUUUUAAGCUUGAUUAUUUGUUAGGAACAAAGAAUAUUUGUGUCUGAAUUUGUAAGGGGUUGUAAUAAGAAUCAGCCAAGAAUAAAUUUUCGGCCAAU
Molecule: messenger RNA, 1550 nt
Organism: Erythranthe guttata (spotted monkey flower)
Lineage: Eukaryota; Viridiplantae; Streptophyta; Magnoliopsida; Lamiales; Phrymaceae
Product: ammonium transporter 2 member 5
Biological process (GO): ammonium transmembrane transport
Cellular component (GO): plasma membrane
Molecular function (GO): ammonium channel activity
Source: RefSeq, a predicted model, not a curated record